Molecule: messenger RNA, 3621 nt
Organism: Trachemys scripta elegans
Lineage: Eukaryota; Metazoa; Chordata; Testudines; Emydidae
Gene: ARHGAP28
Product: Rho GTPase activating protein 28
Exons: 16
Coding region: 535-2373 (612 amino acids)
Biological process (GO): regulation of small GTPase mediated signal transduction; regulation of actin filament polymerization; negative regulation of stress fiber assembly
Cellular component (GO): cytoplasm
Molecular function (GO): GTPase activator activity
Source: RefSeq, a predicted model, not a curated record
CAUGAAUUACAGAGCUACUAGCAACAGAUUGUGCUUUUAUUUCUCUUCUUAGGAAAUGGAUGAAAGAUUUAAGUUCUGACACAAACAGGAAAACACACUAUGAGCAUUUAUCCUGAAGGCAUCAACUCUUUAAAUAGCUACUGAGUAGUGUGACUGUUUCUCACAAGGACCAGAAACUCCACUGCUCUUUGUUUCGCUAGUCCUUGUAUGACUAGAGGCAUAAAGCUUUAUCCUAUCACAGUGUGUUCAGAUAGCUAUGCAUGUUUGUGACUGUAGUCUGGGAAAGGAUUUACUGCAACUGGAGGCAUGAAGAAACUUGGAUUCAAAUAUAUUUUGCUCUGUUCCUUUAAGGAUAUCAUCAGUGAGACUUUAUUCGGCUCCAAGAGCUACUUAAAAUACAGGACAACAACAGAAAGGGGAGUACAGAGCUGGAGCUAUCAAUGCUGCAAGAAGAAAUGGUGCGUGCUAUUAUGAAAAUGAAGUCUGGAGAAACAUCAGGGAAAAUCCCUCCCUCAGUGCCGAAGAAUUAACAGGAUGCUUUCCAAUGAGUCCUUACGUCAUCCCAUGUUCAGCCGUUCCAAUUCCCAGGCCUCCGUGGAUAGCACCUCAAUGGAGGAUUUCUGGUGUGAAGUGGAAAGUAUCCAAGAAAACAGUGAACAAGGACAAGAAGAACAAACACUAUUAGAAGUCAAACCAGCUGAUGAGGGGGAACUUGAAGCUGAAUGGCUGCAAGAUGUGGGCCUAUCUACGUUGAUUUCGGGGGCUGAAGAAGAGGAUGGGCAAGCCCUGCUGUCCACACUGACCCGCACGCAAGCCGCCGCAGUACAAAGAAGGUACAACACCUACACUCAGACUAUGAGGAAGAAGAACAAACACACUGUCAGGGAUGUGCGAGACAUCUUUGGAGUUAAUGACUCUUCUCCCACGUUUGAGACAGUGCCAGUGUCACCAGUUCCUUCGAAUGGUAUCCAGCUUCCGGGACAGAAGCCAGUUUGGAAAUCAGUGAGUUCUAAUAGCUGUCUAGACUGUGGACUAGAUAAAGACAGCCCAUCAGUAACAGAAGAGCUAUCCUAUGAGGUUUCUUUCUCAGAAUCCAUCACAGUGGUCCCAAAAAACAGAGAACGGCAGAACAACCAGAGAUUCAAAAAGGAUGAUUCUGCUUUGCCUAAAUUUAUUGUUCGAAAAAGCCAAUUUGGCCUGACAGAGGUUGGAGACCUAUCUCUUGAAGACAUGAAGAAAAUUCGCAAUCUCUCUCUGAUUGAACUAGCAGCCUUCUAUGAUGCUUUGGGAAUAGAACUCAAGAGGAACCGAACAGAAAGACUCAAAGGACGAGAAAAUGGCCUUUUUGGAGUCCCUCUCUCAACACUGUUGGAAAACGAUCAAAAGAAGGUUCCUGGAAUAAAAGUUCCUCUCAUCUUUCAAAAACUGUUGCUCAAGCUUGAGGAAACGGGUUUAGAAACGGAAGGAAUUCUUCGAGUUCCUGGAUCUGCCUCAAGAGUUAAGAAUCUCCGUCAAGAAAUUGAAAUCAAAUUUCAUGAAGACACAUUUGACUGGAACCAAGUACGAAACAAUGAUGCAGCAGGACUGCUGAAGAUGUUUAUAAGGGAACUCCCAAGCCCCCUUUUCACUGUAGAAUAUCUGCCUGCCUUCAUCACACUAGUGGAAAAAGUCUCCAAGGUCAAGUUACAGUUACAAGCUUUGCAUCUGUUGAUCAUGUUGUUGCCUGAUGCCAACAGGGAUACAGCCAAGGCCUUUCUGCAGUUCCUGAAGAAGAUAGUUGCUAAUGAAGGGAAAAACAAAAUGAACUUAUGGAAUGUUUCCAUGAUUGUUGCACCAAACGUCUUCAUCUACAAAGGCAAACAUGCAAACCAAAAAGAGAUGCAAGCAGCAGCCACUACGGCACACAUAGUGAGACUUUUAAUUAAGUACCAGGACAUCCUGUGGACAGUCCCGUCCUUCCUGAUUUCUCAAGUGAGAAAGAUGAAUGAGGCUACAAUCAACAACACCAAAAGACAGAUGAUGUUUGACAAGGGUGUGAGAAGAUUGCUGAGGAGGAAGACCAUGGAACGAGAGAGACCUGAAAGAUCAGAGACUCACAUACCCGAGGGGGUGAUAAGAGUUUAUGCUCCACUGCAUUCAAAAGUUUCUAUGGCAAUUCAACUGAACAGUCAAACAAAAGCCAGAGACAUCCUGGCUCGAUUUCACUGUGAAAACAGCCAUGCAUCGUCAAAGAACACGGAAGUCCAGAUCCAACGUUUAUAUGAAAUUGGAGGAAACAUAGGACUGCAUUGUUUGGACCCAGAUGCAUAUAUGUUAGAUGUUUACCGUGCAAAUCCUCAAGCAGAAUGGGUGAUAAAACCAAAAUCAAGUUGAAGCUUACAAAGACAUCACACCUCAGUGAUUUGGAAAAAAGCCAAAAAGAUGGCAAUGAUGCCUUCCAGCUCAAGAAGACCUGGCCACAGAUGAAACCAAAGCAUUUGUUAUUUUAUAUAUAUUCCUCCCAACGUACUUUACCAUUGAGCCUUUCCAUAUACCGAAUAGGUCUUGAGAGCUGUUACUCCAAUUUAUGGAACAUUAUACAAUGGUGACACUCUCACAUGGAUUAUAUUUGUGCCAGUUGUUCAAUAGACGUGAAGGAGGAAGGAACAGAGGUACUUAGACACAACCUGUGGAAUAGAGUAUUUUUUUUUCACUUCUUGACUUGAUGCUGAGAAAACACAUUUUUAUAAACAGAUAACACAAUGACAUCCAAGAAUGUAGUGAAUGCUACCAACUGCAAGGUAAUGCAAAGGAAUCACCAUGGUAUGCAAGAAGGGAAACACAUCUAUUAAACAUGGACUAUGGAAGCUGGACUGACAGCCGUGCCAAAAUGUGUUUAUGUGAUAAACUCGAACCCUUCUGUCAAAAGCAAACCAGUUUAUAAUGUAAAAUGUGCAUUGUUACAAUAUUUGUGCCGCUGACUCACUCCUCAUUAGUAGCUGAUACGGAGGAGAACGAACUACUGUGUAAAGACAAACAUACUGUUUAUGUAUGUUGUACUGUAUAUGUUACUACUACCGGUAUCAGCCUUCUGAUACAUCUUUCUCCAGUGUUGACCAUGUACCAAUCUAUUUGUAGCACCACUGCCUCACAAAUUAAACAAUACGUCCUCCCUCCCUCCUUCCCUCCUGUAUACACACAUGUAAAAGUGAUGGGGCUCUGAGACAGACACUAGUCUUCCCCUGACUAGUUUUCACUGACUAGUCAUGGGUUUAAAAUGUUUUCUGCAUAAUUAUCUUAAUAUGUGUGCUGAAUGUCUUAAAGGGGCCAUUUACAGACAUUACUCUUUCUCCAAAACCUAGUAUUUUCUAAUUUUUAGACUAAUUGUUUUUCCUUGGUCUAGUUUAGUUUAACGUGUAAGGUAGUUUUUAGUCUUGUCAGCAGUGUUCAGAAGAAAGAUCAUGUCUGACAAUUGUGUACUGAGGCAGGCGUUUUAGGUUUUUCCUCUUCAUAGAGAUGGAGAAGAAGAAGAGUUAGAGUGGUAGACUUUAAGGUCAGAAGGGACCAUCAUGAUCGUCUAGUCUGACCUCCUGCACAACGCAGGCUGCAGAAUCUCACCCACCCACUCCUGUAAUAAACCCC